Molecule: messenger RNA, 921 nt
Organism: Neohortaea acidophila
Lineage: Eukaryota; Fungi; Ascomycota; Dothideomycetes; Mycosphaerellales; Teratosphaeriaceae
Exons: 3
Coding region: 38-697 (219 amino acids)
Source: RefSeq, a predicted model, not a curated record
UUAAUGGGUGUGAGAAAAUGCUAAAUACUGCGCGGUGAUGCCGGCCGCACGUAUACGGCAACCGUUUGCGGCUGCCUUUGCUGUCCUCGUGCUCCUCGCUGCAUAUCUCGGCCUCUCUACCACCCGUAUACCCACUCCGCUGGGCAGCGACAAGGGCCUACACUUUGUCACGUUCUUUUUACUCUCAGCCACCUUCUACUGGAUCAUCGAGACCUCACGUCGCCGCUGCAUCCACUUGACCCUCGUCGUCUGCACCGCUGGCCUGAGCGUGGGCUCGGAGGUGGUGCAAGGCCUCAUCCCCAACAACGGCCGCGAAUUCGACCCCUUUGACAUCGUCGCGAAUGUCGUCGGAUCGGCAUUAGCGCUGGCGUUGUGCAGCUGGUAUCACAAACGCAUGCUCGAGCGGAAACGAAAGAAUCGACAUUAUGACAUUGUGCCGGGAGACGAUGUGCCGGAAGGGGACGAAGAGGAUGUGGAGCUGGGUUUGGUGAGGGAUGAAGAUGCCGGCGGAGUGGUGCCUGUUGAGGCGGGUGGAGACUCGAUUGCGGGAGCGGUGGCGGUACCCAAGGCAAGCAUCACCGAAGAGCUAGACAACUGGGAUGAGAAUGCGGAGGAUUGGGAGGAGGAUGAUGAGGACACUGCCGCGGACGUGAAGGAGGGUGAUGGGCAGGAAGAGACGAAGAAACGUACUGAUUGACGAAGUGAUAUGUACCGAAAAUACGUGUUUUACUUUGCUCGAUCUUGCACAAUCUGGCAACAAGUAUACUGGAUUGCGCCCACUCUUGCAGCCUUGUGGAGAUGUUGGAUCCUCUUACACACUUGCACACUGUCGAAGCUCUUGUAUCAACGCUAUACGCAUUUUACCCUCACUUAAAAUCAAGUGAAUGUCCUCUGAGAAUGAGAAAUCGAUCUCUACGGUUU